This is a messenger RNA of Rhizophagus irregularis DAOM 181602=DAOM 197198, 1726 nucleotides long. RefSeq lists its product as uncharacterized. NCBI's taxonomy places the organism in Eukaryota, Fungi, Glomeromycota, Glomeromycetes, Glomerales, Glomeraceae. The record is from RefSeq and is a predicted model, not a curated record.
AUGGGACCAGUUAUAGAUAGUAAUGAGGCUAUGCGUUAUAAAGGGUCCACUGAUAUAUUCCGUGUCAUUGCAAAAUUUGGCUAUCUGCCUCGACAAGCUGACCUUGGUGGUAUGUCGUUACCUUCUAAUCUGGUAAUAAGAUCUUCCAAUGAAGGUGUUAAUCCUAAUGAUCCAGCCGUCAGUCUAAGAUUUGAUAUCAUAAAUCCUUUGGUCAGAGAACUUAUGAAUAAAAAGGUCAUACUUGUUCAGGCACCUCCCUUCGCCGGAAAAACGGCAAUUACCCAAAUUUUGGAGCACUCCUUGGUUAAUGCGCCAGAAUACUCUCAUUAUAGGGUAAUCCGAAUUUCAUUGAUUUGGAGAGGAGGUAUCAAUUGGGAUAAUUUUGGAGAGAUGUGGGAGCAAAUUGUUGGUGUAACUUGGAAAGAAUGGGUACGUCAGUGCGAUAAAAUUCCAUCAAUAUUGAUAAUAGAUGAGGCUCAAUUGAUUUACUCGGAUAAAGAAAUUACUGACAAUGACGAAAAAACUGCAGAUCAAUUCUGGAUGACUAUUAAAGGCCUCCUUCAGGAAGUAUCAGGUAUAAAUAUUAUAAUGUUUGCAGCCUAUGGAUAUAGAAGUUCUAAUCAUACAGGAUUCUCAACUCCUGUCAAAUUACCGAAAGAAUAUUGCAAAAGUCUUAUUGAUAUCAAUUUUUCCCCAAGCGAGUUAAGAACAUAUGUUCAUAAGUUCUGUAAUAGUUACCUCAAAUUAGAUCAGCAAAGCAUCUUAGAAUUAUAUAAAUAUAUCCAAGUGGCAACAGAAGGACAUGCGGGUUUGGUUAGCCACAUCUUGAAGUAUUUAGAAGUUGUAAUGAAUAAUCAAAAAGCCCUAAACUGGGUUGAAGCAUUCAAAUGCUUAAAUUCAAAGGAUUUUGAUUCAUCUAUCUAUACCAACGUCCGUGCUGUACCAAAUGUUCAAUCACUUAAAAAGAAUGGGGAUGGGAAAUUAAAAUUAUGUGAGGAUACUUAUAUAAAUGGAAAAGUUCCUUUCUCAAUAAAUAACAUGGAUCCAGAUGCUUCUUAUCUAGUCAAAACUGGAGUACUUGCGGUUAUGGACGAUAAAUAUUUAACUUUUGCAGCACCUCUUCUUAGGCGGUCAUUUUUUCAGCAAUAUUAUGGAAUUGAAGAUAGUGUUGAUAUUGCUCCCGCAGAUUUAUAUCAUUUUAUUGUAAAGGUUUUCACAGCAAUGUGUAAUGAAAAUAGUGGGAAAAUUUUAAGAGAAACGCUUGGAUUUGGAUAUGACGGAAGAAUCCUGGAACAAACGUGGCAGAAGGAAUUUUAUAGAAUUGGCACAUGGGUAUUGGGAAAAAAUAAAUUUUUGUCAUGUGAAGUAGGUUCAGUUUUUGGAUGUGCAGGAAGGAUAGAUUUCUACGUGAACGAGUUAGAUUGGGCCAUAGAACUUUUGAGAGAUGGUGAAGAUAUGCAAAGGCACGAGGACAAAUUUGAACCUAUAGCAGGAAAAUAUAAAGAGAUUGUUAAAUAUGCAAAAAGUACAGCUAUUAUUGAUAUUCGCAGUGUAAAUUUUACUGAUAAUACUCGCAGUGAAGCAAAAAAUGUUCAAAAAAUGAGGAAGGAUUUCAUAUACGUGUCAUGCUCCAAAGAUUUUGAUGCAUUUAAAAUAGAGAGUUUUGGUAAAGAAACUGUAUUUAUUAGGUCUCAAGAUUAGUUUAUUCUUCAAUCAGACAAAGUAA